UCACCUUUGUUUACCCAUCGUAAUCAAACUUGAUUCAUUUUUUGUGCUGAGUGCAAUAUCUAUUUUUGCUUCGGAGAAUCGCAAGUAAUUGGUAACGUGUUCAGUUCAAGUUUUUAUACCUGAUUAUCAUUCACCAAAUAAUUUUGUCCGUCUUCCGAAUCGUUUCUCACAAUGUCUUUGUACCCGUCUUUGGAAGAUCUAAAAGUGGAUCAGCUAGCCUCGGCACAAUACGCUGCUGCAGGCUAUGGACAGUCGAACAAUACACAUUAUGGCCAAGUGCAUCAUGCCUCCGCGCCAUCGGCUCCAUUGUCCACUGCUCCAAUGUAUCCCACGCUUGAAACUCAGUCUGCUGGAGAAAAUGGUUUACCAUACCCUGUUGCUCCUACUUUACCCCCGCCGUACGUAUCUGGAUCAACUCAUCUGUACCCAACUCUUGACGAUUACAUGGGUCUGGAUGUUUCCCCUGAAGCCCUCUCUCAAAAUAUGCCCAAAGAAUCGUUCAAUGCUGUCAUGACAGCUCCACCUAGUGCUGUUGCGACUAAGUCCCCCAACAAUAUGGUGGCUCCAAUCUCAGGUGAUUCUGCUGGUCUACAGCGCGCUAAAGUUACUCAUGGGAUUCGGGAGGUGGUCUUGUGCAAAGACGAAAAGGGGAAAGUAGGUAUUCGGGUAUGUGCAGUCAAUAAGGGAGUCUUUGUUUGCCUGGUGGAUGCUGGCUCCCCUGCUGCUAGAGUCGGGAUCAAAUUCGGAGAUCAGAUUUUGCAGAUAAAUGGAGAGCUUGUUGCUGGGUACACAAUGGAACAAGUCCAUGGUCUGUUUAAAAAAGCCCCUGUCAAUGGUAUCCGAGUGGUGUUAAGAGACAGGCCAUUUGAACGAACUGUAACUCUGCACAAAGACAGCACAGGCCACCUUGGAUUCCAGUUUAAGAAUGGUGAAAUCAUUGGACUAGUCAUCGACUCGUCUGCAGCCCGCAAUGGACUUUUAACUGAACAUCAUUUGCUAGAGGUCGAUGGUCAGAAUGUUGUUGGAAUGAAAGACAAAGAAAUAUCAUCAAUAAUUGAAAAAGCAUCAAAUGUCGUGACUGUCACAAUCAUUCCAUCUUAUGUUUACAACCACAUCGUCAAAAAGAUGGCCCCUUCACUUUUGAAGACCAAGAUGGAUCAUUCUGUCGCUAGUUUUUAAGUUUGCUGCAGCAGAAGAACUGACAAUUUUAAUCUCAUUUUAAUGCAGUAACAAACUACAGAUUUUUUUUAAUAAUGCAAGCAUUUUUUAGACUGAGCUUGAACGAUGUUUUUAAUGAGGACAAACAAAAGUUUGUUAUUAUUAUUCAAAAGUAAAAUCGAAAGUAAAGUUUCCUCGAGUCAGUAAUAUUGAUGAACUUUAUCGGCACAUUGACUUCAUCGUUAAAAUCUUUUAUGAAUAUCACACUAUGGCGAAGAAAGUUUGUUUUACUGGGACUUUUUUUAAUAUCUCAUGAUGUUAAGUUUAUCUAGCACAAUCGACACCCUACUAUCUUUUCCCUACUAUCUUCUCCUGUUUCACUCAUUUUCAAAAUUUUUAAAAUCAAAUCAGCCCAUGCAAAAACGUUUCCUAUUGUAAACUCAAAUACCUUCUUUCUCGUCAUACUUUAUCGAUUACCUAAGUUGGUAACCUCAGAAACAUCUUGGAAUUACUCGUAAGGCUCUUUGGUAUAAUCAGAUACUGGCGAAUAUUUUGUUACAAUCACCAGAAACUCGAUCGUGAAUUCUGGAGCAUGGUAUCAAGCAUGGAACUUCUAGGGAAAGCCUUAUCCAUUCGGCACCUAUGCUCAGUGUGCUUUGAUAAGUGUAUGUAUUCAUUCAAUUUAUCUUCUUUGCUUUGGAGAUACCUUACUUUUCCAGGUAUUUUCCGAUGGCUCCUGUAGUCAUUGGUAAAUUACAACUCGUUUAGCUUGAGAAACAUGUAACUCUAUUGGCGUCCGGCAAAUUUUCUGUCGCUUUUUAUUUUUGAAAUGGAUAACUAAUUAAUGCUAUUUCACUAAAACUUCCAUGAUUUUUCCUCUUUAGAGAAUAUAUUCUGUAAAAAUUUAUUUAAUCAGUGCUCCUCUAAAAGAGUAAAGCAAGAACUGAUAAUUUGACUCGCUGCAGAUGAAAUAUGUUUUCCAGACUUGUAUUUUUAAAAAGCCAAACAUUUGGAUUAAAAGCUCGAGCUUUUUAUCUUGAAACGUCUGUUAAUGGUCAUAACUGUAUUUUAAGGAAAAAUUACGUGGCCUGUCAUCUGACUAUGUUAGAUAGUUCUGCUGUAUUUCCUCAGUUUCUUGAGAUUGCCAAUCAUGAGUCAAAUCUAGGAUCCCGUUUGAGUACUAUAAUGUUUUUCCAUUUGCAUUCCAAAAAAUGUCUUCAAGAACUUUAAUUGCUCAAAUGAUAAGCGCGUGUUCAAGUCAGCUUGAGCUUGGCCUAAGAGUUAAGUUGAUUUAACUCAAUUAAUGGGCAUUGUAUUCCACUUAGUCAAACUUAGAGCACCUAAAUGUGAAAACAUUUUUGAAAAAUCACUCAUUUUAAUGCCCUUGAUUUACACCCAAGAUUACUUAAUUACUUUGAGUACUUUAUAAGACUUUUCAUAUUUUUGCUGCCAUUUUUUUGUCAACAAGUUAAACUUGUUCACUGCUGUAGGGUACUAUCAGAUUAAGUAUCGCCUGGCAAGCAUCUUUUGUAAAAUAUUAUGAGACUUUAAGGAUUCCUCUAGAAAGUAAUAACACCUUCAUUCAUUUGCUGCGCACCUUCCAGUCAUGAGUGACCCCUGCACAUUCCUAGAGGCCAAAAUAGAAUUAAGAGGUUUUAAUAUGUAGCAAAAUUGAACUUUCGAUGAAAAUUUCCUUUGGAGGCUGCCUGUAACCUUAUCGGCAGUGAAUGUGUUGAACUGUUGAAUGUUUUUGACCUAAGCUUGAAGCAUGCGUAUUACGUAUGAUUGUGUUUUUUUUCCUGUAGUAAUUAGCACAAUCCUCUCCUCAGUGUCUCCUAUUUUGAAUUAGGUUAAUGAAAUGGACUCAAUCUCUUAAGAUGAUUUAAUCUGCCUCCCUCUGCUAAGUGAAACAUUAUAUAAUUUUGUUGUAACUUAAUAUUUAAUUCAUUUGUUUGAGUUAUAUCUCUUCAUUUCUAGCUAGAUAAUACUUUUUAUUACUUUACUCUCGUUACUGAAGCUGGAGGAAAGGACUUCAUUAGGAAUACCAAGAAAUUAUAGGCUGGCUCAAGGCGAAGAUACACACGGCGAUUAAUCGUUGCGAGUAUCUAGGCCUUUAGUAUUAGUAUUAUUUGAUGUGAUGUUCCUUACAUGGAAGAAAGCCUGAGUCUGAUAGGCUUUUAAAUCUAACUUUCUGUGUAGCAAUGUCCAGGAAAGGAGGACUGAAAAGUGAAUAUCUACACCUUCAAAUCUGAGUUUUUAAAUGGAAGUGUAGAGCUGUUGCUGUCUAAGUGGUCUUAUCUUCCCGGUCUGGGGGAAUCAAAAGCUUUCCUCAAUCGCCUACUAGGUGUUGCAAAACUUCCAUUGGGUAGUGGGCGUGCAAAUGCCAAAAAUUCAUCGUUCAGCCCUGCUUUUUUCCAGAUUGGCAUGUAGAAAGUUCGACCUUAAAAGUUCAUUUUCUUCAGAAGGCCAUACAGAAUAUAAUCUAUGUGAAAUAAUGUAGUAUUUUUUUUCAAUUUAGUGCUGAUUUCAGAGAAUACAAAUAUAAGACAUACGUUCUAAUUUGUUGCCUUUGUACAUUUAAGUGCAUAAUAUCCUCCAGUCAACUUUUCAUUCUCAUUAGUUCUUUUAUGUUUACCAUUAAUGUUUCUUUUGAUUUUAAUUUUUCAUGAUUAGUCUUAAAGGCAUUUAAACUUGUUCUGUGGUUCAUCACUUUCUUAAGAUAUUUAAGCAUUCCAUUCACAUACUUCCAAAACAUGGUACCGAAUUUGUUUCAAGUCGAACAUCUGAAGAAUAAUAAUUUGGAGCACUAAUUACCAAUUUGCAGAGAAGUUGCUGCCAUUAAUUUACUUCCUCAUACAUUUAAUUGAUUUAUAAUUAGACUUUUGAGUAUUAAUGAUUUAAGAAUAAAUUGUUUGCAAUUUUUUCCAGCAUUUCAUUUUGAACGCUGUGAUUCCUAGCUACUGAUCUAGUAACUGAAUUGGUCCUUUAAAUUUUCCUCUAAAGUUUCCAUUUUUCCUUUUGAAAUCUUCACAUAUGUACUAUUGACCAAAGAUUUCUAAAUUGUAACCCUCCUAAAUUUUCAUCUAAAUUUUAUUUAAAGUUGUAUUUCUAUAUCUUGCUACUUAUGUAUGCUUUAACAUGUGAUUUUGUAUUCAGUUUCUAAAUGUUUCUAUGUAGUUUAUCUAUUCUUAGAAUUUAUAUUUAUUUUAUUAUGAUUACACCAUUUGCUCUAAGCAAAGAAAA
Molecule: messenger RNA, 4401 nt
Organism: Bemisia tabaci
Lineage: Eukaryota; Metazoa; Arthropoda; Insecta; Hemiptera; Aleyrodidae
Product: syntenin-1
Cellular component (GO): cytoplasm; plasma membrane
Molecular function (GO): protein binding
Source: RefSeq, a predicted model, not a curated record